AUGAGUGGCAUGGCGGAAAUUCUCAUCGAGAUCGUGGAGCCCGAGGACCUUCGGAAGGACGGCGAUUUGAAAAUGAUCUGCGCGAUCUACGACGACGCUGUCGAGAAGAUGGACCACGAGAGGCUCGACAACGUCCUCCUCCAGGAGUGGGAGAAGGCAUCCUGGCGCCAAGGUCAACCCAUGAUGGCUUGGAUAACCGAUCUUCGUAAUAACAGGAUUGGGCUGCAGCUCCAGGCCCCAGCCUCUGCGAUCUCGGAGACGGCCUUGGCGAGCAGCAAGUCCUUUUCCGUACGAGCUCUUUACGCGUUGACCGGCCGGUCAAUUGGCUACGACAAACAGAGAGUGGCAACGGUGUGA
Molecule: messenger RNA, 357 nt
Organism: Prorocentrum cordatum
Lineage: Eukaryota; Dinophyceae; Prorocentrales; Prorocentraceae
Source: the annotation of a GenBank genome assembly